AUGGCCCCCCACGCAGAACUACCAUUACACGGCUCCCAAGGCAGGGAUCUGAAGAGCGAGGUACAGGUCUACGUUCGAAAAAUGGUUGAAAAUGUCAAGGGUGUAAAGGCAUUGCUUCCUAUAGAUACACCGGAGAAAGCUGACCAAGUGGUUCCUUUCUGGGUUGGGUACUACAACAUCAUAGCCUUUACGACGCUGGAUAUUGAUCUCGAAAAUGCACUUCUCGAGCAUCCAGACAUUUGCAAGCUUCUGCCUGAUCUUAGACUUGUCAUGGGAGCAUGCGAGGGUGCCUUUGAGACGACUUGGGCUGACCGGGUUGUGGCUGCAAGAGAUCCAAUUGAAGCCCGAAAGAUAUUCAUGACAACUCCAAUCCAUGAAUUUUACGAGUAUCUUCUAAAGACCGAAUGGGCUGCAAUUAUGUCGGUCGCCGGUCAAACACCUGAGUCUGUAGCGAUGUUGGGAUCUGGAGCUAUGCCGGAGACGACAAUUUGGCUAUCCGACUGGGCCAAAAAGCAUGGUAAGAGACUUCGAAUCCAUAGUUUAGAACUCGUACACGAGCGCACAGAAAAGAGCAAGCAGGUCUUGGAAACUCUCUGCGGCACGGAAGAUUGCACGUUCGAAACGGGUGACAUCAAGGACGCCCCGAAGGAUCUUCGACAGCAUGAUGUCGUAUACUUCAAUGCUACCGUUGGGGCAACGACCGAGGAAAAAGAAGGCAUUCUAUUGAGCGUUGUCAGCCGUAUGAGGCCAGGAUCAUUUGUGCUGACACGAAGUACCCACUCCAUCAAGACAAUGGCCUAUCCGGUGACCAGCCAAACUUCAAUCAGUGCGGAUAAUGGAGAAGCUGAGGCCAGUCCUCACUACACAUCUGAAUGGUGA
This is a messenger RNA of Glarea lozoyensis ATCC 20868, 879 nucleotides long. RefSeq lists its product as uncharacterized. Gene Ontology annotation, molecular function: nicotianamine synthase activity. The coding region runs from base 1 to 879 and encodes 292 amino acids. The record is from RefSeq and is a predicted model, not a curated record. Gene Ontology annotation, biological process: nicotianamine biosynthetic process. The transcript is spliced from 3 exons. Lineage: Eukaryota; Fungi; Ascomycota; Leotiomycetes; Helotiales; Helotiaceae.